AUGGCUGACUCUGCACAACAUCCUAAUUUAAACCUAACUCCCGAAGAGAAGCGAGUCUUCUAUCAAUUGUUCCAAACUGCAGAUAAGACCAACUUGGGCGUCAUCACCGGGGAAACGGCGGUUUCGUUUUUUGAGAAGACGAACUUGGCUCCUGAGACUUUGGGUUUGAUAUGGCAAAUCGCAGAUACACAGAACCGCGGACUUUUAACGCCGUCUGGGUUUGGAAUUGUCAUGAGAUUGAUCGGUCAUGCGCAGGCGGGCCGACAUCCAACAGAGGAAUUGGCCUUACAACCUGGACCCCUACCUAGUUUCUCUGGCCUCAACAUAGAUGUCCCAACUGCUACAAGUCCGCCUCCAACCGGCCCACCUCUUAGAGUGCCACCGCUAAACCCCGACGAUGUUGCGAAGUUCUCCGCGCUUUUUAAUAAGUCAGAUACACAAAACGGAUAUAUAUCCGGAGAAACUGCCAAGCAAAUAUUCGAGAGAGCUCGAUUACCAAAUGAGAUCCUGGGCAGAAUAUGGAAUCUAGCUGAUUCAAUGCAGCGCGGUGCCUUGGAUGCCACGGAGUUUAUAAUUGCUAUGCAUCUUUUAACCGCCUACAAAUCGGGCGCUUUAAGAGGGAUACCCCAAUCUCUUCCACCGGGGCUGUAUGAAGCUGCGGCGCGGCGAGUAGUAGCCCGGAAUUCGACUGGCUCUCGGUCCAUUCCAGAUGUGCCGCCAGUACCUGCCAUUCCGAAGCAAUUCAGUGGUUCAGGCCAUGUUCCCCGUGCACAGAGCCCCUUAAGCCAGGUACACACAGGAAGUGACUGGCUCAUCACUCCUCAGGACAAAGCACAUUUUGAUAAUGUGUUCUCAACAGUAGACAAAGCAAGAACUGGGUACAUCAAUGGAGACCAGGCUGUUGGCUUCUUCACUAACGCGCGACUGCCAGAGGAGGUCUUAGCACAUAUCUGGGAUCUAUCAGACAUUGACUCUGAUGGCCAGCUGAGUAGGGAUGAAUUUGCUGUUGCCAUGUAUCUAGUGCGGCAGCAGCGGACAACAAAGGAGCCACUACCACAGACCCUACCCCCUAACCUGGUGCCUCCCAGCAUGCGACGCUUGGGUGCCCGUGCUAUCCAGCCCCAGACAACCGGAGCUAGGUCGGCGUCUGAAGACCUUUUUGGCUUGGAUGUGUUCACGGCCCCGACACAGGUGGCCCAGUCUACAGGAGGCUCUGGCUCCCAAUUCCAACCUCCUUCUUCACCCACGCGCCAACCGCCAUCCUCCACAUUUAAACCCUUCGUACCAGCGUCUUCCUUUGGCCAGAGCCUAGGACCUAUUGCCGCCGGUCGCCCGACACUAGCAGCUCAAAAUACCACGGCUUCUCCAUCGGAUGAUCUCCUGGGAGACGCGGAUCCUGAGGAAAGCAAGAAGCUGACUCAGGACACUACUGAUCUUGCAAACCUCUCAAAUCAGGUUGGCACGCUUUCCAAAGAGAUGCAAAAUAUCCAAACCAAGCGCAGUGCUACCGAACAGGACAGUGGUCAAGUCGAGCAACAGAAGAAGGAUUUCGAGGCCAGACUCGCGCAGGCUCGAACAAUGUAUGAAAAUGAAGUGAAGUCACUCAAGGCGCUUGAGGAACGGCUAGCCACCUCGAAGGCAGAGGUCAAGAAACUUGAGCAGGAGUUCUCCCUUAUCGAGGCCUCCCGACGCGACGUGGCUACUCAGUACAAUCAAAUGGCAGCAGCACUGGAAGCCGACCAGCGCGAAAACGCCUCUUUGAAGGAAAAGAUCAAGCAGGCUAAUGCUCAGACAAGCCAGCUAAAACCACAGCUGGAGAAGGUUAAGUCUGAGGCCCGUCAACAAAAGGGACUGGUAGCUAUCAAUAAGAAACAGCUUGCGACUAUUGAGGCUGAACGUGAUCGCCUUCAGGAAGAGCUCGACCAGUACAGCCAGCAAAACGAAGGGUCAGAACGAGAUGCUGCUGCUCCCGGCUCCCAUAAUUCACCAUUCGAAAGCCCUGCCGCGUCAACCGGCAGUCAGGCAAAGAACCCGUUUUUUAGACGUGGAACGGGCGUGUCCUCCCCGGGAACCCUCUCUCCCCAGGCUACCGUUCAAAAGCCGCAACCAAAUGAUAACCGCAGUGUUUUUGACAACAUGUUCGGAUCCUCCUUCGCUCCGUCGUCUACUUCUACCCCACCUCCGCAAACUACCUUCAGAGCCGCGUCCCCUCGCAGUGGAGCAUCCACCCCCGACGCUAGCAGAGUUGCAAGCGGUUCCUUUACUCCUUCUGCAGCUUUUGAUACUCAAUUUGGGGCUGCCGCUGCUGAGCCGCCGGCGCCACCACUCUCGAGGCAGAUUACCCCAAACAAUCUCCCUCUUGAAGGUCACGCAGUAUCCGUGACUUCGUCCAACAGACCUUCCCCACCAGCGAGUCGCUUUGACACCUCGGGUAUUUCAGAGGCUGAUGCUCUAAGAAAACAAUCCUCUCCUUUUGACGAAGAGGCUGGCGAUGAGGCUGCUGGUGCUGCAGACGAUACCACAAAGAGCGGAAUAGAGCCGCAGCCAGUUGUUCCCGGCGCAUUCCCAACAAACACCACGCCACAGCCUGAAAACAAGAAGGAAAUCAGCUUCGAUGAACUCUUUAGUGGUGUGGCACAUGCCAGAUCUCCGUCUCAGAAGGCCUCUGAUUUUGAGGAAGCAUUCGCGUCCAUGAAGAAGCCAGGUGAAAAGACAGAGGGUGACAAAGAUAAAUCCAACGGCUCUGCUGCUGCUGGUAACAACGAAUUUCCCCCAAUUAGGGAAUUUGAUGACGACGAUGAUUCUUCUGACGAUGACCACGCCGGAUUUGACGAUGAUUUCGCCCCCGCCUCUCCUCCCCGGGAUACCACUUCCUCUUCACAAGAACCAUCGAAGGAUGAAGCUCAGAAGUCCAGCUUCGCUCCAACGGACUCAUUCAGCAAGCCUCUUUCUCCACCACCUGGACCAGGUGCCCAGAAUACCCCUCCAGAGUUCAAGGGGUUAGUCCCAGGAAGACAUGAUCCGACCUCGGCGGGCGACGCUCCCCAUUCAGUCGAAUCAACAACGAAAGACCCCAUCAUUGGAGGCGUCCCCCAUCAUGAUGCUGCCAAUAAGAAACCAACAAAUCCUGAUUUUGAAGCAGCUUUUGCCGGACUUGACCUAGCCCCAGCUCAAGAAGUUGAAGAUGACAGUGAUGAUGAUACUUUUGAGAGUCCAUUUAACAAGGACGCGUCUAACUUUGAUAUGUCAUUCGAUACAGCAUCUGGACAACCAAAGCCUGCAAACAGCUCCGGCAAUGCAGAUUUCUUCUCCUUCCAGCCAAGCCCCGGUGCAACAGCUUCCACUAACAACAAAUCUCCAUUCUCCAGCGAGGCCCCUUCUGCUGGUCCAGCAAAGAACGCCAGCUCUAACCAUGACUGGGAUGCUCUGUUUUCUACCCUUGACUCUACUAAAGCCGCCGCUACCGCAAACAAGGACGGUUCUAGUCAUGCCGCAACCGAAAACACUUCAGCCAUGUCGUUCCCACAACCUCCCAGUCAGAACAAACCUGCUGGAUGGGCACUAGAUGCCAGCACAGGUGAAGAUGAUAUGAUCCUCCAGCGGCUGACCGGUAUGGGCUACCCACGCGAUGAAGCUCUUGCCGCCCUGGAGAAAUUUGACUACAAGCUUGAUGAAGUAAGAAAUCUCUUAUUCCUCUCCCCUACGAUUCUCAUACUAACAUGUCUAGGCGGCCGAUUUCCUCGCUUCAAAAUCAUGAACAAUUCAAUGCCUUUUUUCUCAUUGCCAUUGGCACGGCCUCUUGAGUGA
Molecule: messenger RNA, 3807 nt
Organism: Trichophyton benhamiae CBS 112371
Lineage: Eukaryota; Fungi; Ascomycota; Eurotiomycetes; Onygenales; Arthrodermataceae
Exons: 5
Coding region: 1-3807 (1268 amino acids)
Biological process (GO): endocytosis; endosomal transport
Cellular component (GO): cytoplasm; plasma membrane
Molecular function (GO): calcium ion binding; protein binding
Source: RefSeq, a predicted model, not a curated record